AUGCCUUCUACUGAUCCAAAUUCGGCUUCUCUGUUAUGUCGAACACAUGGCGGUGAGAUCGAUCUGGAGGCACAGACCCGUCCAAUUGACAAAUCUGUUGGGUCUGUGGUAUCGGGCCACUCUACAGAUGGCGAAUUGAGCGCAGGGAUAGCACUGAGAGUUGGACAUGGACCAGCGGGUGUUGAUAACACGCUCACGGCCCUUAAAGAAGAUCCAUCUGUGAACGACGUCAAAGAUGGCUUCAACGUCUCAGGGUGGAGAGUGUCCAUCAAGGAUGUCUCGGAUGACGUUCCUGAAUUGGACAACGAUGGAGAACACAAAACCAAUAUGGAGCUCAUAGAUUGUGCAUUGUCCCCACCUCGCCUUCGGUUUCUUCCAAAAAUUACAACCCUUGCUCCAAAUCAGCAACCACCGUCGCAGAAGCAAGGCCGCAAGACAAUCAUAAAGGAAGACUUGCAAGGGGUGUGGUCUGAGUGUGCCGAGCAAGUGUGGGAGCAUCAAGGGGAGAUCAUCGACAGGUGGAAGGAUGAAUUGAACACCCUACUUAUCUUUGCCGGUCUAUUUUCAGCCGUCCUCACCUCAUUUGUGGUUGAAUACUACUCCACUCUUCAACCAUCGACUUUCGACACUACUGCGCAGUCCCUCAUGAUCAUUUCCGCGCAGUUGGAUGUUCUUGCUGCCAAUGCUGAUCACAGAGACCAUCUCUUUCCGUCUGUGUCUGCUCUAGUCAAUUCGUCCUCGGUGACACAGGCCUCGUCUCAGACUGUUGCCGUCAAUGGCCUGUGGUUCGCUGCGUUGGUCUUUAGCCUUGGAGCAGCAUCCCUCGCUAUAUCCGUCAAUCAGUGGCUAAACCAUCAUCGAGUGCGACCAUCGAGCAUGUCAAGAGAGAGCGCGGAGAUUUGGUACUUACGCCGUCGGAGUCUUGAUUUGUGGAAGGUUCCUCUCAUCAUCAGUGUUCUUCCAGUCCUUCUACAAGCAUCGCUGGCUCUAUUCCUCGUCGGCCUGGUCAUUCUGUUAUGGCCACUGAGUACUAGCAUAUCUAUUGUCGUGUGCGCGCUCGUUUCUUUGCUGCUCUUGGUCACCAUUGGUACCGCGCUCAUUCCCGCUAUCAUCCCUGACUGUGCCUACAAGUCUCCACAGGCAUGGUGGUGGCUAAAGCUGCUCCGUGGUUCUGAGCGAUUAAUUUAUUCUGCUGCCUCCAAGUUAAUCUGGCGCAUUCGGUUAGGUUCGGAUGCUGACUAUUGCUCCAACUCGUCUGACGCGUUCCUACUAUCAUAUAUAGGCACCCAUGAGUCGUCGAAAGUCUCCCUCGGGCAGUGGAAGACCUUCCUGCAGUGGAAAAUUCCCCUCAGACAGUGGAAAGUCUAUAUCUGCCAGUGGAAAACCUCACUUCAACAGCUGGGGACUCCACUCCAGCAUUGGGAGACCUCUUUCGGGUGGCGGAGGACUAUCGGCGAAGUCUAUAAUGACACCGUGGAUGGGUUGCUUUCAGCGCUCCUGGAUCGGAGUUACUUCGUCCGGGAUCUCUGGAACUCAGAGGACUGGAGAGCGUGUGAGGUGGCGUGUUUAAAUGCAAUAAAGGAGAAUACAAGCUCUCCAACGCCAUUUCAAGGCCAAAUGUUAACAGAAGCGUACACAAUGGUCUCGGAUAGCGCGUUCAUUGUCCCUGUGUCUCUGCUUUGUUUCGAUUCCACCAACUCCGAAACUGUUCUCAACUCCUUAGCUGCACUUUCGAAGCGUGGGCAGUUCGAAUAUCCUCUGAGUUGGAUAUGGGGCAAAUAUUAUGCUACACGGGCGAGCGAGCAAGAAAAGGGCCAUAUCCUGGCCAUGCUAGACAGCUUCAUUGAUAUGCUGCCUGUGAUAUCUGAUGACAAUCCUCAUGCUAGGGAAAAUUGGCAUGCUGUCAAUUACUACGUGGAGGGUCUUAUUCAGCUGAUGAAUGAUUGGCCCACUGUACGAGCUCGUCUUCGAAGAUUGUGGCAGCAUACGAUGACAAACACCAGAGGUGGAGCCAAGCCUCUCGGAUGGGGAUUUGCAUUCGAAGUGAUUAGACGGUUCAGGAAUGAGCUUGAUAGCGCAGACAUAGCAUGCAGGUGUGAGCUACCCAAGUUUUUAGAAUGUGAUAUGCGGUUGGAUGGCUGCACGAAACGAGAGCGCAUUCGCCUCUCUAAGGAGACCCUUCAUGAUAUAGACAUCUGA
This is a messenger RNA of Fibroporia radiculosa, 2199 nucleotides long. RefSeq lists its product as uncharacterized. NCBI's taxonomy places the organism in Eukaryota, Fungi, Basidiomycota, Agaricomycetes, Polyporales, Fibroporiaceae. The transcript has 9 exons. The coding region runs from base 1 to 2199 and encodes 732 amino acids. The record is from RefSeq and is a predicted model, not a curated record.